AUGACUGUUACCUACACCAACCGGGUGGCAAACGUCCACCUGGGCACCUUCUCCAGGCUCCUGCUACAAUGGAGAGGGAGCAUCUACAAACUCCUCUAUUGCGAAUUCUUCAUCUUCAUCCUCAGCUAUUUCACCAUUAGCAUCAUUUACAGACUGAUCCUCAGUGAAAGCCAGAGGCUGCUGUUUGAGAAGUUGGCCUUGUACUGCGAUAAGUACGCCCAGCUCAUCCCUGUGUCAUUCGUGCUGGGCUUCUACGUGGCCCUGGUGGUGUCCCGCUGGUGGAAUCAGUACCAGAGCAUCCCCUGGCUCGAUCGGCUCAUGAACCUGGUCUCGGCCAACGUGGAAGGCGAGGAUGAGCAAGGCCGGCUGCUUCGACGCACCCUGAUGCGCUACGCCCACCUGUGCACGGUUCUCAUCCUCCGCUCAGUCAGCACCGCCGUCUACAAACGUUUCCCCAGCAUCCGACACUUGGUGCAGGCCGGCCUCAUGACCCCCGAAGAGCACAAACGAUUUGAGAGCCUCAACUCUUCCCACAACAAAUUCUGGGUUCCGUGUGUGUGGUUUGCCACCCUGGCCGCCAAAGCCCGAAGGGAAGGCCAGAUCAGGGACAGCGUUGUUCUCCAGGGUAUCCUGAAUGAACUAAACACCUUACGCUCUCAGUGCGGGGCCCUCUACGGCUAUGACUGGAUCAGCGUCCCUCUGGUCUACACCCAGGUGGUCACCGUCGCCGUCUACAGCUUCUUCCUGGCCUGUCUGAUAGGGCGACAGUUUCUGGACCCAACCAAAGGCUACCCAGGCCACGAGCUGGACCUUUUUGUGCCUGUCUUCACCCUUCUCCAGUUCUUCUUCUAUGCUGGCUGGUUAAAGGUGGCCGAGCAGCUCAUUAACCCCUUCGGGGAGGACGACGACGACUUUGAGGCCAACUGGCUGAUUGACCGGAAUUUACAGGUCAGCCGGGCCGAGCCGGCGUGUGGCGCCCACUCUGCUCUGGGCCCUUUGAGACAGAAAAGUCCGUCCUCAGCACCAACAGCGGGCUAG
Messenger RNA from Gracilinanus agilis (Agile Gracile Mouse Opossum), 1038 nucleotides. RefSeq names its product bestrophin 1 (gene BEST1). Lineage: Eukaryota; Metazoa; Chordata; Mammalia; Didelphimorphia; Didelphidae. The transcript has 7 exons. Gene Ontology annotation, molecular function: chloride channel activity. The record is from RefSeq and is a predicted model, not a curated record. The coding region runs from base 1 to 1038 and encodes 345 amino acids.